Molecule: messenger RNA, 5109 nt
Organism: Plasmodium cynomolgi strain B
Lineage: Eukaryota; Apicomplexa; Aconoidasida; Haemosporida; Plasmodiidae
Exons: 2
Coding region: 1-5109 (1702 amino acids)
Source: RefSeq, a predicted model, not a curated record
AUGACUUUGAAGAAUGAUGCGAAAAAUAAAAACGUAAAAAAUAAUGUGAACAGUUCUGGGGGUAACAACAGCAGCAGUGGUGCUACCAAUCAAGCAACUGUUGUUGAAAGUAAUCGAUCGGGAAACAGAAGCACCGCAGCAGAAUCGAGGGGGGAGAGACGGGACAGAAGAAGCAGAAACGCACAGAUUAGCGCUAUCGCCAGUAGCUAUAUCGAUGAUGUAGGGAAUGCGAAAAAGGGUACAAAUGACAGCGAAGUGAUUGAUAAGGAAGUAAAGGAGAGUACUACUUCCCUGAGCGGAGACACUUUAAAACGAAGCAACGCAAAUGAGAAAGCAUCCGAGCAAAUAUCCGCAGAGCGAAGCACCCAGGAUUGUACCACCGUACAUGUUAACGACAUCGUUAGUGGUACACAGAUUGGGGAUGACAAUGCAGAUGUGCAAUCCAUCGCGGAAUUGAGCUCAUGUCAAACAAGGAACGAAAAGGAUGAUAUACGUGGGGAUAGCAAAGACAAGAAGGGAAAACACCAUAGUAUUAUUCCUCCCCAGGGUGAAGAUAGUAGCAUCCCAAAGGGAGAAAAAACAAAUCCUAUAAAAGAUCAAAAUGGAGAAAAAAAACACAAUAAUCCAGUCGCACAAGAAGAAGUGGCAGUUGUUCCCCUUAAGAGGUCGAGGAGGAGACCAAUAAGGAACUACAAGUACGACAUAUUUUUUCAAGAAGAAAGUACAAGAAGCAUGGCAGGAUAUAGCAACACGGAGGGAUCUAACAGGAAAAAGAAAAAAGUGGAAGUACAGAAAAACUUAGUGGAUAAUACGUCCCAACUGAAUUGUAAAGAUAAAAAAAGUAGCAUUCUCGCCAGUGAGGAAGACAAAGUAGCGACUAGCAUUUGUGUGAGCAAUUCUAGAAAGGCAGGCGCUUUGGGGAAAAAUACCGAUCAGCUUGUCAACAUAAAAUCUGUUCCUAGUUUGACAAAAAAUGAAGAAGUUGCUCAAAAACCGGAGCACUGUUACUGCAAUGUUUUGGGCAAUGAUGUUUUAGCGGAUGCGGUAGAAAAUGCUGCACACAAUUUGUGCAUUCCUCCUGUUAGCAAUUCCACCACGGAUGAUAAUGCCAACCGAUGCAGUGCCCCCACUUCUGCGGUAAAGAGCACUGACACCAGCAGCUACGAUUUAUCUGUGGUGAAUAAAAAUAUGUGGAAUGAUGCAGAUAGGAAGGAGAUUGUAAAAGCGGAGGGAGAGCAGAUCGCAGUGGAAACUGUUCAAGAAGUUAGAGCAGUUGACCUGGACAGCUCUGUACAUGGUUUUGAGAAGGGAAGACCACACAGAAGUAGGGGCAAAGGUAAAGGAGGAUGGGGAAGAGGCAGAGGAAGAGAUAAAUUGAGGAGCAAGAAAAUGGAGUACACUGAAGAACAACCGUAUAGCAUUAACAAUAACGACCUCAUGGUGAGUGACGCGAAAAAUACUUUUCCUAACGUAACCGAUCAAGGUGGAAUGACCGCCCUUCCUGUUAGUGAAGAUGCUCAGCAGAACGUUGUAGCCACCCCCCCCGUUGAGAAGAAAAAAAGAGGAAGAAAGAAGAAAAUACAAAACAGUAAUGCUCAAGAGAGUAUCCUCAAUGCAAGCUUAAAUGAAAAUGGGAGGGAACAGAAGAGUUCCGUGAGACCUCCCAUUCUUGAUAAUAGCAAACGAAGGAGAAGUGACGUUUUGUUCGACAUGAGCAACACACCAGGUGAUGCAGAUACGAUUAAUUUGCAUAUUCCCCCAAGGGCGUCAUCCAUGUUGCAAGAGAAGCAUCUACCCCAUUUGAAAAACCCCAAAGCUGACAUAAACAGCAGCGUUGUUCAUAGAAGCAACACCCCUGCAAGGAGAAAAGUGAAGGACGAGAAGAAUAAAGAAUUCUUGUACAGCGGAAAUAGCACUCUCGGUGUGGCUACCUCGGCUGAUACGAAUUCGGGUAAUGUGGUCAAUCCUUCGAGCAGUAGUCAUCACUUGGGCCAGGCUGGUCACCUAGAUUAUGCAAGUGGAAAAAAUGGAAGAAAAAAGAAAUGCAUUAAAAAGGGAAAAGAUGGUAGAGGUAGGAAGAAAUCAAGAGGACGUAGUCACAAAAGUGGCAAUGCUAAUGUGUUACUGGAAAGUGAAUCGGCUAACGCUGACUAUGACAAAAAUAGUAGUAAUUACUGCGAUAGUGACAACAAGAGACUCUUCCCAAAUGAGACGUUUCAAAUUAAAGAAGAAUUUAUGAACAACGUAAAUAGCCUCAAUACAGUAUUCAAUUUCAACGACGAGUUUUUAAAAUUUUUAAAAAAAAUUAGCAAAGUGGAUGAUAUUGAUUAUGAUGUUAUGUUGCCCUUUUUGGGGGAGGUACAAGGUAAGCUAACCAAAGAUAUUAAGCAGCAAUUCACACCCCACUCCUUAGAUUCCCACAACGUAGAUGAAGCUGUCUACGCCAUGGGAUACAUAGUAGACAUACUAAAUAAUAAUAAUGAAAUUUUAAACAAGCUAAACCAGCUAGAGUAUAAAUUUUAUUAUGACUACCUGCGGAAGAGAUCAUGUAAGGAAGGAAAUAAACAAAAGAAUUAUGGCCACAAAAUAGAGAAUGAAAUUGCCCUAAAUAUUGCUCGAAUUCCUAGAGAUAUUAACAACGAGUGCUGUGCCAAAAUUCAAAGCAACGAUUUAGAUGAUGACAACACAGUGAACAACGAGUCUAGUAAAAGCUUUAACGAAAUUGAUGAUGAGGAAGAAAGGAAAUUGAACGAGCUUCUCUACUGCGCCAAUAAAGAAAUGGAUGAUAUUUAUAAUAUACCCACUUGUGCUGAUAUGUAUUUUAUGAAUUACAACGAGGAAGACGAUUUUCAUCACAUUAAUGAACGCAGCUUGAAUUUAAAAAAUGAUUAUGGCAGCAAUACUAUUCUGCCGAAUUCUAGUGUUGUGGGGGAGAAACUACAUCAUGAAAACGGUGGAACGGUAGGUGAAAGGAGCUUUCUCUCUCAUCCAAGCAGUGGGGUUGCACCCCAUGUGACGCAGUGCACUGGGGAGGAGAGGCAACAUGGGGAGGAAAGAGAAAAACAGGGAAAUGAAGCGAACGGAGAACCACACAACACAAACAGAUUUGCAAAAAACGAAACGGGAGAAGACAGCAACAUGGAGGGAAGAAAGAUCAUAAGCAGCUGCAGUGGGGAAAUGCAAGAGGGAGAAGAAGGACCACCCCAAGUUGCGGCAAAGUGUACGAAUAAAACAGACCAUAAUGCAGAAAACGAAAAAAUAAGCAAAAAAAUAAACGAUAUGCAAAACGAAAAGAAUGUUAACAAGAACGACAAUCAGUUUAAGUACCCCCCUAAGUUGACCAAACAGAACAACGUCGAUUUUGUUUGCGAUGAGUUGAACAAGCUCAUAAAGCAUACUCUGAAGAAUGAAGACUUGUUCUACUCGAAUUAUUCCCAGGGGAGAUAUAAAAAUGUAAAUGAAGAAAGCUUGUUUAAGCAUUACAUAUCGACGAAAUUGUAUAAGAGCACCAACUUGGUUGACAGGUAUAGGGAGGAGCAGAAGGAGAGGAGCCUUCCGAGCCACAGGGCAUUCAGAGGUAGACAGAUGGGGGCCAAUGAAGGUGUCAGCAGAAAGGUCGACGAGCGGGAAAAAACGCUGAUGCAAAGUUAUGCCGAUUAUUUUAGACGACUGAACGAUGUGUCCAGCAGGGGGCGCACUGGGGAAAGCGGCAAAGGUGGAAAGGAUGGCAUAUGUGGAAAAGGCGGCAUAUGUGGAAAAGGCGGCACAUGUGGAAGAAGUGGUCAUGCGCAACUGGGUCAUUCCACUAAUGACCAGUUAGAAGCCCGCUCAGACGCUACUGGCGCAAUUUUAUCGCAUGCAGAUGAUAACACGGAAAAAAAGUGUGCCGACCACGAGGAAAGGUCAUCACCCUGUGGGGAUGCAAAAAAGGACCAGGUAGUGGGCUGUCCAAAGUUGGAAAAUAAUUAUAACCAGAAUGGUGGAGGUAAUGAUUACUGGAAGGAAAGACAUCUGAGAAACAACAGCAAUAAUAUCAGCAUAGUGAGUAGCACCAUCGGGGAAAUUUCCUAUGGUGUUUCGGCUCUUUCGAGUGAGGACACUACCCCUGUGAAGGAGAAGCACCCGGAUGAGGCUGAUGAUAAUACGAAUUGCGUUAGCACUAAUUUACAAGUCAGCGUUAAAACGGAGCCAAUGGACAAAUUAGAAAAGCAUGAGAGAAGGAAUGACGACUCGGGAAAAAAACAACAGAACAACGGUUUAAGUAGUGAGGAACGGAUGCAUGAUGAACCGAAAGGCACAAAUCCGCAGAGUGGAAGUAUCCAGAAAGAGGAAGCACAAAAGAAGGACGAACAUGAAAAAAAAACAUUCGGGUUUGCGAACAUUUUUCCCUUUUUUAAGAAAAACGUAAAGGCGAAUGAACCGGCUGGCAAUAAUAAUCCCGACGAUGUCGACAAGGCUGACGCUGUUGACGGCGAUGACAACAAAGACAAUGUUUAUGAUCUUGCCAAGCAAAGAGAUGACCCCGCUGUGAAGAAGGAAACCGACGCGGAGUUAGAGACUCCCAACCUCAGAGAUGGUGUUGGCGCCACCGAGAAAGGCCUAGCAGAUGAGAAACCCAAAAUUGACGGAGAAAAUAUCAAUGCCUCCAUAAAAACACACGAUGAGGAAACCAAAGUUUGUGCCCCCUUCGAAGGCAACAGCAACUCUUUAGACACUUCCAAUCGGAGCGAAAAAAACAAGACGGGAAAAGGCGCGACAGAUGUGUCUCUACGUCAAUAUGGUAGCGGUAUUACAGAAUACAAGACCUCACCCAGAACGUGUGCCCACUCUUUAAGCCAUAUGAAUGAAACGCGCGAAAAGAACAUCGACACUCUGCUGAAGGAGACAUUUCAUUUAAAGGAUAACGAAUUUAUGAGCAUAAAGAGGGACAAAACGCAGAAGGAAAUUUUAAAUUGCCUUAGAAUGGUGUCCCAAAUUAAGAAAAUAUUUUUUGACGAGUGCUCAAAAAUGAUUAAUGACCAGAUUUAUGUCCUCGAGAAAAAUUUUAGGAUACCGGACUGCUCCUUGUCGAUAUUGAAAAAUUCGUUUGGCUACAAUGAUGGCAAGUGA